Molecule: messenger RNA, 2193 nt
Organism: Prunus armeniaca (apricot)
Lineage: Eukaryota; Viridiplantae; Streptophyta; Magnoliopsida; Rosales; Rosaceae
Source: the annotation of a GenBank genome assembly
AUGCUCGUUUCGGCUCUGUUGACGUCGCUCGGAAUAAACUCCGGCCUCUGUGUCCUGUUCUUCACGCUCUACUCUAUCCUGCGAAAACAGCCCAGCAACUAUGAGGUUUACAUGCCGAGAGUGCUCGCCGAAGGAGAAUCCAACACGUCGAGUAUUUUCAACCUCGAACGGCUGAUUCCGUCACCCGAUUGGGUCAAGACGGCCUGGCAUCUCACCGAGGACGAUUUGUUGUCGUCCUCAGGAUUGGACGCCGUCGUUUUUAUGCGGCUUAUCAAUUUCAGCCUGAGAGUGUUUUUGUUUGCUGGAGUGAUUGGGGUCUUCGUUCUGCUUCCGAUCAACUGCUCCGGAAAUCAGCUUGAGUACGUUGACUUUACCGAUCUGUCGAACAACUCUCUGGACGUGUUUACCAUUUCAAAUGUGAACAAUGGCUCAAGCAAGUUAUGGAUUCACUUUGUUGCUGUGUACCUUGUCACCAUCUUUGUCUGCUGUCUACUUUAUUAUGAGUAUAAAUAUAUUUCUCAGAGAAGGAUCGACUAUUUUCUUUCAUCCAAACCUCAGCCACAACAGUUCACCAUCUUAGUUCGUAGCAUUCCUGUUUCUGCUGGGAGUGGUGUCAGUGAAAAGUUGACAGCUUCUUUAGGGAGUAUCACCCUUCAACAUAUCUGUCGCAUAUUGUUGUUCGUCGAACAAACAAGCUUCAAAGUCUCAUUGAUCCAUAGAGUUAAGAUACUGAGAAAGAUCAUGAAUGAUGCGAAAAAAUUAUAUACUAGGCUCAUUCACUUGCAAUCAGAUCCCAACCAGCAAAAGUAUAAACAUUCCAGUUGUUUUGGGUUGUUUGGACGCAAGGUUAAUCUUGUGGAUCAUUAUGAAAAGAAGCUUGAAGACAUAGAGGAGAAUGUGAGAUUGGAGCAAUCAGAGGUUUCAUUAGCAGGAGAAGAAGUCCGAUCUGCUUUUGUAUCCUUCAAGUCUCGAUAUGGUGCCGCAGUUGCUCUCCACUUGCAACAAUCAACCAAUCCUACACACUGGGUCACAGAGCAAGCUCCAGAACCUCAUGAUGUUUACUGGCCCUUCUUUUCGUCAUCAUUCCUCCGAAGAUGGAUAUCUAAGCUGGUGGUUAUACUUGCAUGCAUUCUCCUAACAGUCUUAUUCCUCAUUCCUGUUGUAGUUGUCCAAGGUCUUACUAACCUGAACCAAUUGGAAGUUUGGUUUCCCUUUCUCACUAGCAUUCUAACCAUCACAUUUGUUAGUCAAGUCAUUACAGGCUACCUCCCCAGUCUUAUCCUUCUGUUGUUUCUGAAAAUUGUGCCCCCUGUCAUGGAGUUCCUUUCAUCCAUUCAAGGAUAUAUUUCUAACAGUGAUAUACAAAAGAGUGCGUGUUCAAAAGUACUAUGGUUCACAAUAUGGAACAUUUUUUUUGCUACUGUAUUUUCUGGCACAGUUUUGUAUAAGGUUUCUAUCUUUCUUGACCCCAAGAACAUCCCUUCAAGGCUAGGUGUUGCUGUUCCAGCACAGGCUUCUUUUUUCAUUGCUUAUGUAGUCACAUCAGGAUGGACGAGUACUUCAUCAGAGCUCUUUCGCAUAUUUCCUUUACUCUGGAGUCUAAUAAAAAGACCUUUUACUGACAGUAGAGAUACUGAACUUGAAGUUCCAGGAAUUCCUUAUCAUAGUCACACCCCAAGAAUUCUUUUCUUUGUACUUCUCGGGAUCACAUACUUCUUCCUAGCUCCACUAAUUCUGCCUUUCCUCUUGGUUUACCUCUGUCUUGGAUACAUCAUCUAUCGCAAUCAGUUCAUAAAUGUAUAUGCACCUCAGUAUGAAACUGCAGGGAAGUUUUGGCCGAUCGUGCACAAUUCGAUGAUAUUUUCUCUGGUACUUAUGCAUGCUAUUGCAGUUGGAAUAUUUACAUUGAAGAAGCUCUCUCUAGCAUCAACCUUAGUUUUUCCUCUUCCAGUAUUAACACUUCUGUUUAAUGAGUACUGCCGGAAACGCUUCCUGCCCAAUUUCGUUGCUUACCCUGCUGAGAUUUUGAUCAGAAAGGACAGGCAAGAUGAGAACGAUCCUACAAUGCCUGAAUUUUUGGAUGGAUUGAUCAGCUUCUAUCAGGACCCAGCCUUGAUGCCUAUCCACUAUUCUGGGAACAGUGACAGACUUAACAGCCCUCUUUUAUCUUCUGUUCAUCAAGCAGAGGUUUGA